AGAUAUGUUCUCGAUGUGCGGCUGGGGCAUGCUAUGAGAUCGGUGUUAAGGAGCGAUCUGGGAGGAGCAGAUCUGGUGUUACUAGUUACGCAUUGGGACGAGUGGGAAGUGUCAGUUGGGUUGCGUAACGGAAUUCGGGUAAUCCACCCACAGGGAAAAGGGCAAAAAGGGAGAAAAAAUGGAAGAAAAAAUAGAAGCGGCUUUGUUCCUUAUUCUUCUUCUUCCUUUAUCAUAGUAUCUGAUGCCACAGAACAUGAUUCGCUGAUAACAUCUUCCCUCCAUUUGAUAAAUCCAAAUAAACCGCUACCGCUUGCUUCUGCACUCACGUGAAGACGGAUUCUUCUCCCGUUUGAUCUGAAACUAGGGUUUUUGUUUGAGUCAGUGUCUCGAUAUCUUUAUGGGUGAUGGAAGCUCUGCAAAGUAGGGUGGAAUCAUGGAUCAGAGAUCAGAAGAGGAGAAUUCCCAAGGUUCAGUGGCCACCCCAGUUGAGAUGGCCAUGGAAGAACGACAGGGAUGAGAAGAAGAAACUGCAGGAGGAGUAUGAGAGGCGGAAGAGACAACUUCAGGAUCUCUGUCAUGCUGUCAAGGCAGAAUCUGUCUCUGAUUUGCAGGACAUUCUCUGCUGCAUGGUUCUCUCUGAGUGUGUUUACAAGAGACCUGCUGCUGAAGUAGUUCGAGUAGUAAACAAAUUCAAGGCAGACUUUGGAGAAGUUGUUUCUUUAGAGCGUGUGCAACCUUCUUUGGAUCAUGUACCUCAUAGGUAUCUGUUAGCUGAAGGAGGUGACACAUUAUUUGCUUCCUUCAUUGGAACAAAACAAUAUAAGGAUGUCAUGGUCGAUGCAAAUAUAUUUCAAGGUGUCAUAUUUCAUGAAGAUAUUUCAGAUGAUAUUGAAGGGAAUGAAGCUACAGAACCUGACCAUAUUGAAGUUCAAAAUAAAAAUGGAGAAAAUCAUAAAAGUUCACUUAAAACAAAUAAAAUGAAGCGUAAAUCAAGACCUGCUGCCCACCGGGGAUUUUUGGCUCGUGCUAAAGGGAUACCAGCAUUGGAAUUGUACAGGCUUGCACAGAAAAAGAAUCGGAAACUUGUUUUAUGUGGACAUUCACUUGGUGGUGCAGUAGCAGCACUAGCUACCCUGGCCAUUUUGAGGGUUAUUGCUGCCUCAUCUCCAUCAAAAGAAAAUGAAAAAGUUCAGGUCAAGUGUAUUACUUUUUCACAGCCCCCAGUUGGGAAUGCUGCAUUAAGAGAUUAUGUUCACAGGAAAGGAUGGCAGCAUUAUUUUAAGACUUACUGUAUUCCAGAAGACCUAGUACCACGAAUCUUAUCUCCUGCUUAUUUUCAUCACUACAAUGCACAACCACUGCAAACACCUGGUAAUGUGGGUAUUUCUGGUUCAUCAUCAGUGAAACAUGAUGAAAGGGUAGAAAAACCACAAACUGUAAAACUUAAAGAGACUGAGGGAGAGCAGCUCGUGUUGGGUUUAGGUCCUGUACAGAAUUCAUUCUGGAGACUUUCAAGGCUGGUACCCUUGGAAGGUGUUCGAAGACAAUUGAGUAGGUUUAGAGGAAGGCAACGAGAAACAGGAGAAACAUCAUCAAUGACUAAAUCUGGGUUGUCAUCAACAGUUGAUGAAGUUGAAGCUGCACCAGAGUCUCUGGAAAUCCAAGAAGGUUCUGAUGGUAUAUCUCUUAAACUAUUAUCUGAUAAAGAAGAUCUUGAUGAAGCAAAGCGAAGCAAGAUAGCUGAGAAAAGCAGUGUUACUAGUGGGAAUUCUAUGGGAUGGCGCAGGAUGCCUUAUUUACCUUCAUAUGUACCAUUUGGGCAGCUUUAUCUCUUGGGGAACUCUUUGGUUGAAUCACUCUCUGACACAGAGUACUCAAAAUUGAUAUCGGUGAGGUCUGUGAUCUCAGAAUUGAGAGAGAGAUUCCAGUCACAUUCAAUGAAAUCAUACAGGUCUCGCUUUCAGAAAAUCUAUGAGUUGUGCAUGUGUGGUACUGCUUCUCUGUUCUUAGGAAUGGAACAAUUGCCACAGUUUCCACAUUUACAACAAUGGCUUGGCCUUACAAUUGCUGGUGCUGUAGAGCUUGGCCAUAUAGUAGAAUCCCCUGUUAUAAGGACUGCCACAUCAAUUGUUCCUCUUGGAUGGAGUGGUGUUCCUGGUGAAAAGAAUGGAGAACCAUUGAAAGUUGAUAUCACUGGUUAUGGAUUACAUUUGUGCACUCUGGUGCAGGCUCAAGUGAAUGGCAACUGGUGUUCAACUACAGUAGAGUCAUUACCUUCAACUCCAGUCUAUUCAUCAAAUCAUGGGUCAGAACCUGAUUUACAAAAGAUACGAGUCUUAGUUGGAGCACCACUCAAACGGCCCCCAAAGCACCAGAUAGUGUCAGAUUCUCUAUUACGUGCUCUAGAUCCAGAGUCCAUAAACCCCAGUAAGAAUUGUAGUACAGGGUCAUUUCAUGAGGGAGGAAGCAUCUGCCCAGAAGGUUUAAGUGGUUUUGUCAUAUUCUGUACCAGUGAUUUCACUACUGUCUUCAAGGAGGUUAAUGUGAGAACUCGUAGAGUGAGAUUAGUUGGUCUUGAGGGUGCUGGCAAAACCUCUCUAUUUAAUGCGAUAAUGGGUCGGGGCAAUCCAACAAGCACCAUAAAUCUUGAGUUGGUGCGUUCAGACACUUAUACUCAAGAAGGAAUUUCUGGUGGUUUGUGUUAUACAGAUUCAGCAAGUGUAAAUUUGCAGGACUUGAGUUUCGAGGCCGCUCGUUUCAGGGAUGAACUGUGGAUGGGAAUUCGAGAUCUUAGCAAGAAGACUGAUCUAGUUGUUCUUGUGCAUAACCUGUCACACAGGAUACCACGGUACCAUCAACCAAAUUCACAGCCACAACCACCUCUUUCUUUGCUAUUAAAUGAAGCCAAAGCACUUGGAAUCCCUUGGGUCCUUGCUAUUACAAACAAAUUCUCUGUCAGUGCACACCAGCAAAAAGCAGCAAUUAAUGCUGUCCUACAUGCAUAUCAAACUUCUCCAAGCACCACAGAAGUUAUUAAUUCCUGUCCUUACGUAACACCCAGUGCUGCAAUUACUCCCCAAUCAUGGGGAACUAUGGAUGACGGAGACAAAGGAAAGACAGCCACCCAAAAGAUCAUUCUUGCCCCCAUUAAUAUUGUACGGAUGCCUUUCCAAAAGAAAGCUACAGUUCUGCCUGAGGAGGGUGUGACUGCUCUUUGUCAACUCAUACACCGUGCGCUUCGGAGCCAAGAGGAAGCUUCAUUCAAGGAACUUGCUAGGGACCAGCUCUUGCUAGAAUUAGCAAGAGAACAGGCAAUGGCAGGAGAUGCAAAUCGAGUUGCUCAGAGCAAGGGAAAUUCCAUGACAUCUGCAGCUGUAGGUGCAUCCCUUGGUGCUGGUCUUGGACUUGUCUUGGCAAUUGUUAUGGGUGCAGCUUCUGCCUUGAGGAAACCUUGAGAUUUACAGUGUCCAACAUUUUUUUACUGCCUAAUUGAAGAGGUUUUGUUAUUGGGCAAAGUGGCAAACAAUAUUUCCAAAUCUCAGAAUCAGGUUCAAGGUUCACUCCCAUGGUUUUCUGAAAGGUAUACGUGUAUCUUAUUGGUAGUAACACGAGUAUCCUUGAAUCUUCAGCUUCUCUCAUUUGUUCAUUGUAUUAUUUAAAGUUGUGUACAUGCAAUAUUUCUUCUACACAAUAUAAACCUAAGGUGAUGAAUUUGUCUUUGGACUUGGGAUAUAUGGUUGUGUAGAGAGAACACCUGGAAUAAGCACAUGUGCUUUCGUUUACCAUUUAACAUUUUCUUACUAUUUUUAGACUUCUCAUUAUUGAAAUCAACUUUUUUUUUUUU
Nelumbo nucifera (sacred lotus) is the source of this 3844-nucleotide messenger RNA. Its product is annotated as lipase class 3 family protein. Lineage: Eukaryota; Viridiplantae; Streptophyta; Magnoliopsida; Proteales; Nelumbonaceae. The record is from RefSeq and is a predicted model, not a curated record. Gene Ontology annotation, biological process: lipid metabolic process.